CGUAAAAUGGCAUUUUGCAAAAAUGAUUUGCACGCAAGUAAAUACAUUUUUUGUAUGAAAAAAGCUGACUUUAGUAAAUGAAUUGUUUUAAUUUUUGGGCCGAUUCAUAAAACAAUUGUCAUAAAGGUGUCACAUGAUUGAAGUUUAAAAAUUCAAAAUUUAAAACAGAACAUUCAUGACCUUUAAGUUGAGCAGAGUAACAACGUAUAGAAUUAAAAUAACUGAUCAAUAUUAACGCCCAAAGAGGUCAAUAUCAAUGGAAGACGUUAUAACGGUUGCAGAUGCUCUUAUAAACCCCGUUACUUUACAAUUAGAAAACUUUAUUACUCAAAGUGAUAAAAAAAAUGAAUGGAACUCAAUAUUGAAAGUUAAAAAUGGAGAAAAAAAAACUUGCGUAAUUGAUUGUGGAGUUUGUGGAGAUAAAAGUUCUGGAAAACAUUACGGAGUUAACACUUGUGAAGGUUGCAAAAGUUUUUUCAAGCGAAGCGUUAGAAGAAACUUACAAUACACCUGCAGAGCAAAAAGAAACUGUUCAAUAGAUCAACACCAUCGCAAUCAAUGUCAGCAUUGUCGGCUUAAAAAAUGUCUAAAGGCUGGAAUGCGUAAAGAUGCUGUACAGCGUGGCAGGCUAAAUAGUCAACAAGGAGCUGCACAGGUUUUUGAAGAUGCAACAGUUAAUAACUUUUCAUUUUUAUCUGGGUUUGUUACUUUGUUACUAAGAGCCGAACCUUGUCCAAUAUUUCGUUAUUCACAAGGAGUGUCAAACAACCCCCAAUUUGAUUUUAUCGAUAUCGACAACUAUGAGUUAGCAGCUCGCCUUCUUUUUAAUGCUGUUGAAUGGUCUCGCAACAUACCGUUUUUCCCAAAUCUUUCAUUAACCGAUCAAAUAGCCUUACUUCGGUUAUGUUGGAAAGAGUUGUUUAUUCUUAACGUGGCGCAAUGUCCAAUGCUAAUAGAUGUAUCUCACUUGUUAAACUCUCAAAUGAAUAUUUAUGCAUCUCCUGAGCACAUGGCAUCUUUUUUAGACCAAGUCCGGAUAUUAAAAGAACAACUUAAUAAACUGAGGGCAAUGCACGUGGAUCCAGCUGAAUUCGCAUGUUUAAAAGCAAUAGUUGUAUUUUCUUCAGAUGCACCCGGUUUGAACGAUCCUCAAUACAUAGAAACUUUACAAGAGAAAACUUAUUUUGCACUUGAAGACUAUAUAAAAACUCAAUACCCCUUGCAACCAACUCGUUUUGGAAAGUUAUUGCUUCGAUUUCCCUCAAUACGAAUAAUAAGCGCAACAGUGAUUGAGCAACUAUUUUUUGUGAGAUUGGUUGGAAAAACUCCAAUUGAAACAUUAAUACGAGAUAUUCUUAUUUCUGGUACAUCAUAUGAUUGGCCCACUUUAAACUACUCUGAAAGAACUUAAAAAUUUAUACAAAUUAGGACAAAAAUUAUAUAACUAGUUUGAAGUAUCUAGUGGAAAAAAUGCAACCAAACGUUUAGGGAUGUCUUGUCUUGUAGAUAUACAAAUUCAUUAAUAGAAUAUUAUCGUUGUAAAUAACAAAUACAUGUAAAUAUAUGUGUGUAAAUAAUUUUUUAAAU
Molecule: messenger RNA, 1587 nt
Organism: Hydra vulgaris (swiftwater hydra)
Lineage: Eukaryota; Metazoa; Cnidaria; Hydrozoa; Anthoathecata; Hydridae
Product: COUP transcription factor 2
Biological process (GO): anatomical structure development; regulation of transcription by RNA polymerase II; cell differentiation
Molecular function (GO): RNA polymerase II cis-regulatory region sequence-specific DNA binding; nuclear receptor activity; zinc ion binding
Source: RefSeq, a predicted model, not a curated record